This is a messenger RNA of Klebsormidium nitens, 1557 nucleotides long. Lineage: Eukaryota; Viridiplantae; Streptophyta; Klebsormidiophyceae; Klebsormidiales; Klebsormidiaceae. The record is from the annotation of a GenBank genome assembly.
GAAAUGUUGAUCAACAGUGAAGAGCUGCAGGAGGAAGACAUCAUUUGUCAUCUAAGCCUAAACCUUUCAAAGCUCCGAGCAUCACUUUUAUUUGCUGGGACCUAGACGCAGAGCCCAAUCCUUCUAGCUGUUGUUGAUCACUGACUUCCUUUCAAUGGACGGUGUCUACUUCUCUUCGAUGGCGGCGGCCGCCUCAGCAGCUUCCGACUGCAUCACUCGCAGUGCUUUCGUAGCAGCCACACGGCAUUUUUUGAAAAACCAUGAGCAUCAGCUGCACACCCAGCAGCCUGAUCGACCUUAUCACUCCAGUCCACAGACGCAGAGCAGCUCCUGUGGUGGUGGAGGGUCUGGCAUGUUUGGAGCGGGCGUCGUAUUAAGCCGCCGACGGAGAGGGAUGCAAUGCCGUGCAUCGAGCGGAAGGGAGGCCAGUUCACUGGAUCAAAGUAGCAAAGCAUUGGUGCCUGGGCCAAUGUCAUUCGGACUAUUGCGGUUAAAUUGCGGGGUUGCGGCGCUAGGUGUUGCGACCAUCGGAAGAUCGAAGUUAGAUGUGACUCGGGGGAAGGGACGGUCUAGCAGCUCUCGCCGGGAGUGGGAGAGGUCUGAAGACCGGGAGCCCCAUAUCCUGGAAAGGCUGCUGGCACCGUUCAGGGAUCGGGGACGUUUCUGGACCAACGUGUUCCUAGCAGCGAAUAUUGUUGUCUUCAUGGGCCAGCUGGCCUUGGGGAGCGAUCGUGUCGUGAUGUGGGGCGCAAAAGUGAACGAGUUCAUAGACCAGGGACAAUACUGGCGCUUCAUCACGGCAAAUUUCCUUCAUUCUGGAGUCAGCCAUCUGCUGAUGAACUGUUACUCGUUGAACAACGUUGGCCCAUCCUGGGAGCGCAUUGCUGGGGCGCCCCGCUUCCUGACUGUGUAUGCAGCGGCCAGCCUGGCCACUGUGCUGGCCAGCUACAGUUUCACCCCGCAGCCGUCCGUGGGGGCAUCGGGGGCCAUCUUUGGACUGGUGGGGGCCCUGACCGUGUUCUCCUACCGGUACAUGCGCCUCUUUCGGAGCGGGGAAGGCCGCGAGCUCUUCAACUCGCUCGUGCGCACUGUCGCUGUCAACGCCCUCCUUGGGGUGGCCAUCCAGCGCUGGGACAACUGGGGCCAUGCAGGAGGUUUCCUCGGCGGAGCAGCUGCAGCCUGGAUCCUGGGGCCUUCGUAUGAGGUGAACUACUAUGCGGGUUUGAUGGUAGACCGGCCACCCUUAAGAAGGCUACUGGAUCAAUUUGAUAAAAGCAACGGGAAGAAAGAUACGCCGCUGUGAUAACAAAUAUCUUUAGCAGUAGGUCUUGUAUAAUAUCGCAAAUGUUGCCUCAAGCUGAGGCAGGCAAAUAGUACCGAUCAGCAGCUUGCAAUACUGCAGUCCCUUUAUGUAGAGGUGAUCAACAGAAUUGAAGCCACUACUGAAAGACGUUUACAGUUCUCUGAGGCUCGCUGGAAGAUACCUGGAAUAUGAAAGUGUACAUUGCAAGUACAAGUAAAGAGGGUCCCAUGCGCCUCAUGAGAUCAGUCACGCCU